AUGGAUGUGGCUGCGACGGAUUCCCGGACUCGACACAGCGUCGCGCUGAAUCCUACAGCUGCAGGUUUGAGAAGUGCGGUUUUAUCGCAGUUGGCCAUAUGUAACGUCCUACUGGUGCUAGCCACGCAUUCAUGCAAGAUCUAUCUUCUUUCUGCGGACGUUGGUGUCUUCUGGUUGCUUUUACGCGUGCUGGGAUGUGGCGCUACGGGUCUUGUGUGUUGGACUGCUGUCUCAGGACAGCUGCGGAAGAAGAGGGCAGUAGAAUGGUCCGUCCUCGGGAUGUCAUCGUUGCUCAUGUUUUUGAAGCAAGCUGGACUGCUUACUGCGCUGUACCGACUGCCAUCCACUCGAGUGAUAUUAAUCACCCACUUCUCCGCUGUCUGGCUGAAGACACUUCUUACGCCAACUUCUUUCUUCACAAGUUGUGCUGUCGUAUUCGCACUUGCCAUCUCAUUCUUGUCGGACGCUGCUUUUUUCGGUGAAAACUUACGCGAAUUGCUCCUCGCGUAUGGCGCUCUAGUACUAGAAGCUAUAGCGUCUGCUGCCCUUGAUCAUACCCAAAAUGUCCUUACAUCUUCACUUGGCGAACCUAUGACUCACGUAAUGAGCACUUUGGGAGCGUUCAUAUUUAGCGUCCCCCUAUACAUGCUAAGACAUGUUAUGGCAGAGGAGGCAUUUCGACCUUCCGUCACUAUCGGUUCCUUGGCUUACAUCCCUCUCCUUGCAUAUGUGUUGCUCUUCCAAGCCCCGAAGGCAACACGGAUUGUCAAGAGCCCUUCAACUCCUUCGCAAUUCCUCGUAUACUCAUACUUAAUGACAGCGUUCAGCUCUAUGUUUAUAGGACGAGUGAUAUUCGGCCGAGCAAUCGUCUUAGCUGACUUCCCAGUUGCGGCGUUGUUGAUGUAUGCCCUCUAUCCUCGGCUUACUGCCGCUUCCGCCCCAACUCCAUACGCUGCAACCUCGCGGAUCGUGAAAGCAUAUCUGAAGUCUAUCCUGUCAAACCCAGAGUCGAGAAAAAUAUUUUAUUUUCUCAUGUUAAACAUGUGCUAUAUGCUCGUUCAAAUGUUGUAUGGCGUUUGGACUAACAGUCUUGGCCUCAUUUCAGACGCCAUUCACAUGGCAUUUGAUUGCAUGGCCAUUGGCGUGGGUCUCAUCGCCUCCGUUAUGGCCCGAUGGCCACCAAAUGAGAGGUUCACGUACGGAUAUGGUCGUAUAGAGACGUUGUCCGGGUUUGCAAACGGCAUCUUUCUAAUCCUUAUAUCGCUGUUCAUUGUUUUCGAGGCUAUCCAAAGAUUACUGGACCCCCCUGAGAUGAACACUAGCCAACUGCUACUGGUCAGCUCCUUAGGUUUGGGCGUUAACCUGUUUGCAUCGCCGCUCGCUUUGUCUUCUGGUGGAACGCUGCAUUCUGACUUACAUUCGCACACCACGGAUCCCAUCAUCAACAUCAACGGUAUUGACUUACAGAUUGCAUCUGAUAGACCAUCCCACUCUCACCAUCACUCCCAUACACAUUCCCCGUCGAGUACGCCUAAUGACCAUUCCCAGGAUUUACUCGUUGCCAUUCCUCAUGGCUUGCAGGCUAUGGACAGCCCUCUUACACCCAGCUACAAAUUCGGGCAUGACGUACACUUCGAAACGCAUCACGCAUCUGCUCAUACACCUAAUUUACAUGAUCACUCCCACGUCCACGAUCAUGCACACGAAGGGCAUAGCCAUAAUAUGCGGGGGGUCUUCCUGCACGUCAUGGCGGACACUCUGGGCUCCGUUGGCGUCAUAGUGUCUACACUAUUGAUCCAAUGGUACGGAUGGACAGGUUUCGAUCCAAUUGCAUCAUUGUUUAUAGCCAUUUUGAUCGCUGCGAGUGUGAUCCCCCUGGUGAUUGACACGGGCAAGGUGCUAGCGCUCGACAUCUCCGACCGAGAGACGAAAAUACAGAAGAUACUAUCGGAACUCUCAUCUAUCGAGGGCCUUGCAUCCUAUACGUCGCCUCGAUUCUGGCCUAAGGAUGACUCGAGCAUCAUCGGUAGUAUACACAUUCAACUUGAUGUUUCUCCCUCGUCAUAUGAUCCGACAGGACCACACUCCAGCAAGCGUACCGUAUUCGCGAAUGUUGAUCGAGUGGUCGAACGCGUAGACAAGAUGCUCAGGAAUAAGAUACCCGGACUGGAGGAGCUGACGAUUCAGGUCGAGGGUUCCACCACACGUUCAUAG
Messenger RNA from Fibroporia radiculosa, 2214 nucleotides. RefSeq lists its product as uncharacterized. Gene Ontology annotation, cellular component: Golgi apparatus; membrane. Gene Ontology annotation, biological process: transmembrane transport; intracellular zinc ion homeostasis; zinc ion transport. The coding region runs from base 1 to 2214 and encodes 737 amino acids. The record is from RefSeq and is a predicted model, not a curated record. The transcript has 13 exons. Gene Ontology annotation, molecular function: zinc ion transmembrane transporter activity. Lineage: Eukaryota; Fungi; Basidiomycota; Agaricomycetes; Polyporales; Fibroporiaceae.